Molecule: messenger RNA, 3053 nt
Organism: Danio rerio (zebrafish)
Lineage: Eukaryota; Metazoa; Chordata; Actinopteri; Cypriniformes; Danionidae
Source: RefSeq
AAUGAAUCGCUGUUGUUGAAGUCUCAGACCAUGAACUACGUGGGUCAGCUGGCAGAGACGGUGUUUGUGACAGUAAAGGAGCUUUACCGUGGUCUGAAUCCAGCCACGCUUACCGGUGGCAUUGACGUCAUUGUUGUUCGACAGCCUGAUGGAAGUUUCCAGUGUUCACCGUUCCACGUCCGCUUCGGGAAACUCGGCGUCCUGCGCUCCAAAGAGAAAGUGGUGGACAUUGAGAUCAAUGGAGAGCCCGUGAGUCUGCACAUGAAGCUAGGAGAUAACGGAGAGGCGUUUUUCGUGGAGGAGAACGAGGAUUUCGAGACAAGAGUUCCUGCUCAUCUCUGCACUUCUCCGAUCCCCACCGAUGUCCCAGAAGCAUCUGAAGUCACAGAGUCUCAACUAUCUUGCUCCAAUCGGCGUAAAAAGAGGCGCAGAAAGCGUGUGCGUUCAGACACACAUCUGCAUGAAGACGACAGUUCCUCCUCGGAUGAGAAAGAAAGUCUAGAUCCAGACGCCCUCAAGGAGGAGUCACUUCUGGCAGCAAGUAAGUCUAUAUAUUACUCUCUGUCCGAGGAACCCUAUGAGGAAGCGUCUGGAGCUCGAGAGGUUCAUCCUCACUCUGAUGGAGAGUGUUCGUUGAAUGAGAGUGUGUAUUUCAGUCGGCCGUCGUCUCCUAAGAGUGAUUCAGAGUUGUGUAAAGCCCAGGAGUCUUUAGGGCCGCAGAUGCAGUGGAACUGGGGCGCUUUUCCCAAGGUGUGUCCAUCAGAAAGGGUUGAAUCUGAUUCGCUGACUCAUGAGCUGCCCUCCCCUAUCACUCCUUCUGACCACUCCCACUUUCGCACGAUCCACCGGCAAACAUCUGUUGACAUCGACAGCACUGACUCUGCAGUGACUGUGACUGUGGUGAGACCAGAACCGCAGAUUGGUACAGUCAGCCCUGUUUCAUCAGAUGAAGCCGUUUGUUCAUCCAUUAACACACAACUAAAUGUAAAGUUCACGAAUACGCUUCAAUCUCCAGACGACUGUUUUUCUCAGAGCUGGAGUGGACUGGAAAACAAACACAGCCAGGAGAUAAUUGCUGAAAAAGAGAUUGAAACUAUGACUAGCUGUGGUAAUACAGUCAAUGAAAGCAAUAACGAUGCUAGUUUAGAUAGCGUGGCUCAUUUAGAAAACUGUAGUGAGAACAAUAUUGUCCGAACCAUCACUAAGUCAGACGCUCUGGGUCAUAUUUUACCACAGCUGGGUAAAGACUGGACUCAUCAUGGCAUCGCCAAACUAUACCACAAAAUACAUCAGAAUGGUUAUAAGUUCCUGUACUGCUCGGCUCGCGCUAUAGGCAUGGCAGACAUCACUAAGGGUUAUUUACAGUGGGUGAACGACAGAGGAACGGUUCUGCCUAAAGGACCAGUGCUGUUGGCACCCAGCAGCCUGUUCUCCGCGUUACAUAGAGAGGUGAUUGAGAAGAAGCCUGAGGUGUUCAAGAUAGCGUGUCUCACUGAUAUCAGAGAUCUCUUCAGUUCCGUCACUCAGCCUUUCUAUGCUGCCUUCGGAAACAGGACUAAUGAUGCAUAUGCCUAUAAGGAGGUUGGUGUACCUGAGACUCACAUAUUCACCGUCAACCCCAAAGGAGAAUUAAUACGAGAGAAGACCAAAGGAAACAAGUCAUCAUACUCUCACCUGAGUGAGCUGGUGGAUCACUUCUUCCCCCUCAUCUGCAAACACCCGACCACAUCCUUCGACUGUCCCGAGUUCAGUCAUUUCACCUUCUGGCGGGCGCCGCUGCCUCCGUUGGACCUGCAGGAGCUGAUCUAGAGUCAGUGUUUAUCUGCUGUACCUCAGUCAUCUCCAUACUCUCAACAUUUCUAAGGAUUUAACAUAAAGCUGAAGGUGUCUGUGCAUUUACAAUGAAAUCUGAUGCAUUGCUUAAACUGUAAAUCUGCACAGACACAGCUGGAGAAUCUGGAAUUGGAAUAUAACACUACACUGCACUGCAAAUAUGCUUUACUUACAAGAGUUUUGGUCUUAUUUCUAAUCCAAAUAUCUCAAAAUAAUAAGCAUUUAUUAGACAAGUAAAACAUGUAGUCUUGUUUUAAGAAAUAAUAUGCUAAAAUUAAGUGAGUUUUGCAUUGAAACAAGCUAAAUAACCUGCCAACGGGGUAAAUAAAGUAAUCUUGUUAUUAAUUUUGACAUGAUUAUUUCGCCUCCUCAUUGGCAGGUUAUUUAGCUUGUUUUAAGAAAAUCUCACUUAAUUUUAGCAUAUUAUUUCUUAAAACAAGACAAUAUGCUUUACUUCUCUAAUAAAUGCUUCUUGAUUAAAGUAUUUUUAGAUAUUUGGACUAGAAUUGAGGCUAAAUCUAAGCAAGAGAAGCUUUUUUUUGCAGUGUGAGCUUCAGAAAUGCUCAUGUUGCUAUGUUAAAGCCCGUCUGUGCCUUCAGAAUCUGCAAUACUGAGCUUCAUUUCAAUUUCUCUGUCGUAUAAUAGCGGUUUCAGGGGGUUUUAUAUUAUGUAUUUGUAUUUUUUAUAAGUUUAUUUUAAUUAUUACUUUAUUUACUGCACAAAAUGCUUUUCUUACUCACGUUUUUGUCUUGUUUCUAGUCCAAAUAUCCACAAAUUCAUAAACCAAGACGUCUAAAUAAAGAGUUUUCAAUAAAACAAGCUAAAUAAUCUACCAGUAGGUAAAAUAAUCUCAUUUCAAAGCAAAAACUAGAAUGUUUUAUAAUCCUAAAGGCUGAUUAUUUUGCUUGUUUUAAAGAAAAGCUAGACUAAUUUUUACUUAUUAUUUCUGAAAAUAAAACAAUUUUUUUUGCUUGUCUAGAAAAUUCUUCUUGAUUUAAUAUUUUUUAGAUAUUUAUACUGGAAACAAGACCACAACUUCAUGUAAGAAAAGAUUGCAGUGUUCAUUGUGUGAGACUGAAUUUGUUUUGUAAGCUAAUGUUGAAUUGUAUUUAUAUUUAUUUCCAAAACUGAUCUAAAACAAAGACAAUCUGUAAGUAUAUCUGGCUUCCAUUUAUUGUAUAUAAAAAAACACAAACAAUAAAAACAUCUCUGAUUUUUAA